UGAUGUCAACACGGAAGCAGUCUGGAGUCGUGAAGUUGUCGCCGCGCUGAGGAGCAGCUGGACGGUCGAAACGUCUCAUUUCACCGAUUAACGAGCCGGAUCUCAGAUGUUUUAACGUUUCUACGUGCCGUUAAAGCCCGAAGCUGGUCGUCUUUUAUCUCAGGUAGCCCAGUCGGGCUGCAGGCAGCUGCUGACGAUGGUGAAGGUGUUUCGCUGUCCGGCCCGUCAUGGCUACGCCGUGGAAGUGUCCCCGUUCAUCCCUAACAGAGUGGCCUGCGCUGCCUCGCAGUACUACGGCAUAGCUGGUGGUGGCACACUCCUGGUCCUGGAUGAGACGGAGACAGGGGUUGCUCUGGUGAGAAGCUGGCAGUGGGGUGACGGUCUGUUCGACGUAGCGUGGAGUGAAGCCAACGAGCACCUCAUGGUCGCCGGUGGCGGGGACGGAAGCCUGCAGCUGUGGGACACAGCCAAUCACAACGCUCCGCUGAGAGUAGCCAAAGAACACACGCAAGAGGUGUACGCUGUAGACUGGAGUCAAACCAGAGGCGAGAACCUCAUCGUCUCUGGAUCGUGGGAUCACACCGCUAAAGUGUGGGACCCCACUCUCAGCCAAUCGCUCACCACACUCAGGGGUCACGAAGGGGUCAUCUACAGCACCAUUUGGUCGCCUCACAUCCCAGGAUGCUUUGCCUCAGCCUCCGGUGACGGCACGCUCAGAGUUUGGGAUGUCAAGGGCGCCGUGUGUCGAUUGGCGAUUCCUGCACACAAGGCUGAGAUCCUUAGCUGUGAUUGGUGCAAAUAUGACCAGAAUAUUGUGGCCACAGGCUCAGUAGACUGCAGUGUGUGUGUGUGGGACAUGAGGAAUGUCCGGCAGCCUGUCAAUCAACUGCUAGGCCACACCUAUGCCAUCCGCAGAGUUAAGUUUUCUCCGUUCAGUAAAACGUUGUUGGCGUCCUGCUCGUACGACUUUACUGUCAGGUGGUGGACUGUUCCUGGGAUGAGACGGUGAAGAUCUACACGCCUGCCUGUCUGUCUGCAGGAACACACAGCACAGCACCGUAAAACUCACGCAUGAGUCCUACUAUAGUUCUGAGAACAUUACAUUGAGUUUUGUUCAUCGCCUUGAGGCUUACUUUAACCCAGUGGUUCCCAAACUAUUUCUGUCAGGCCCUAAAAUUAUUUCUCCCCACACAAAGACGCAUCACCACACACACGCACAUCUUUGGUUAUUAAAUUCCAAUACAGUCUGAAAUAAUUUAUUCAUUUUACUGAAAAAAGGGUGAACAAACCUUUAAUGAAGUUUGUUCACUGGAGUCCCUUUGUCUUCAAAGAGUCAGUCACAUCUUACUGUGAACUUUAAACUUUGUUACUGUCCGCCCUUCCUGCAACGUAUCAUAACAGAUAAGUCCAGUCCCCCUAUCAUAAAAUAGAUUUCUGCAUCCAGCCUCAACACACUUUGUAAUAUUUACCUGACAGACCUUUCACACACUUCUCCAUGCAUCUAUAUUCAGCCCUCACUGCUCCCUCACUGAUGUACAACCCCUACCCGCUACCCAAUGUGGGAACCACUUCUCUAACCUCAACCAUAACUGCUACUUGCCUAACCCCAGCAUUGACUGUCAUGUCUGACCUAAACCUUGAAACCAAAUCUGAAAUGUUUACCUGGUUUGGUCCCCAGGUGGAAGUCCCCAGAUAGGGUCCCCACAAAGGGAUAAAUACCCAAACACACACACACACACACACACCUAUACAUAAACAUUAUCAGCAGCAGGAGUUGGGAAAGUUCCACCCAAUCUAAUCUAGUACACUGAGAACCCAAACACAUGUUUGUAACAAGGAGAUAAAGAGUGAAACAGAAAGAAGUUCCUCCAUUUUGUCAUAAAUCUUGCUUUUAAAUUCUUAUGAAGAAUAACAAGGAAUACGAUAAGUUACUGUUAGAGCUGCAUUUUAUUUGAUUAAUCAGAAGCCACUUUUGUAUCUCAAUAAUCCUGUACUUUGAUUAUGGCACAACAGCGCCACCUAAAAAAGUAUCUGAUCAUGAUUUUAUUUAAUAAGCAUCCUUUAUGUUUCGGGCUUGAUUAACAACUUGUGUUGACUUUAAUGUAAAUAAAUUAUGUAAAUCAGUGAGUGUGGUCCAUAAUAUCUGUCAUUUUCUGCUUCUCUUUCAUCUCAGUGAUAUUCUGGUAAACUGUGACUGAUUUCACUGCUGAGGUGUAGAUUAAUGGUUGUUGACGAUGUUGUCAGUGAUGAUCUGUAUGUGCAGUGCCUUCAAUAAAGAUGCAAAUAUCGCAUGAAGAUGUUGAUAUCAAA
This is a messenger RNA of Micropterus salmoides (largemouth bass), 2310 nucleotides long. RefSeq names its product peroxisomal biogenesis factor 7 (gene pex7). The record is from RefSeq and is a predicted model, not a curated record. Gene Ontology annotation, biological process: protein import into peroxisome matrix. Lineage: Eukaryota; Metazoa; Chordata; Actinopteri; Centrarchiformes; Centrarchidae. Gene Ontology annotation, molecular function: protein binding. Gene Ontology annotation, cellular component: cytosol; peroxisomal matrix.